Molecule: messenger RNA, 1329 nt
Organism: Ostreobium quekettii
Lineage: Eukaryota; Viridiplantae; Chlorophyta; Ulvophyceae; Bryopsidales; Ostreobiaceae
Source: the annotation of a GenBank genome assembly
AUGCCUCCCAAUGCCAUCGCCCCCCUGCACAGCGCGGUGAUUCACCGGCAGGUGGGCGCCCUCCGCGGGGCUGGGCGUCGCCCCGCAGAGCCCGGCCAGCCCAAGCGGUCCCCUGUGCGCCAGCAUCGACUGUCACUUUCGAGCCUAACUUGUGGCGGUCCACUCCGGGAUGUUCCUGUGGGGAUUGCCAACGCCAGGGCGUCAUCCUCAUCUCUGGAGACUGGCGGAUCGGGCCCGGAGGGCAGGGGAGGCGAGGAGGCUGGGGAUGCGAUUAGGAGGGCCGGGGAGGAGGUGUCGACAUCUGAGGCAGCGGAGGAUUGGGAAUCAAAUUCGGGCGAAGCUGGGCAUGAUGAGGAAUCGGAACUCGAGGAAGGGGCCCGAGUGGUGGAUGGGGUUUUGAUUCCGGCCAGGUACGCGCACCUGCCGGUGAAGGAGGCGCUGAGGCGGAUGCGAAUAGGCGCGGGGAAUACAGGGUUGGUGCCGUGGAACAAGGGGAUGAAGCUGUCGACAGAUAUGCUAGAGAAAAUAAAGCUGAAGACUUUAGAGGCAAUGCAGAGACCUGAAGUGAAGGCGAAAAUUGCAGGGAGGAAGAGGAAGCCACAUACUGCUGAAGCAAGGGAAAAGAUCAGGGCUGCAAUGAAGGCACACCACAUCAAAAUGCGCAAGGAACUGGGCAUCGAAAUGACUGUUCGUGAGAGAGCGAAACUGAAGAGGCAGGAGAGGCGGCAGAGGCAGAGAGAGUUGGCUGAACAGAAGGCCGCAAAGCGGGCUGGGGAGCCUCGCUCGAGGGGCACCAAGAAGAGGCAGAAAAGGAGUGAGGCGCAUCGCCGGAAGAUCAGCGAGGCCAUAAGGCGCAAGUGGCAAGAGCCGACCUACAGAGACCAAAUGAUACAGAGCAUACAGGCUGGCCAAGAAAAGAGGCUGGAAACAGCAAAGGUCAAUGCUCCUAUUCGUGAGAGAGUCAAGGGCAUGAUGCAGCAAGCCCAAGACGAGUUGGAGCUGGAGAGGAAGAGGAAAUUCAAGGAGGUCUCGGGGAUAGUGUCCAAGUUGGAGCUGGAGAUCAACAGCCUAGAGGCACAGCGUUUCAUUCACAGUGCCGAGAAAGACAUGGAGACGGUGGCCGAGAUUGACAAGGUACUGGAAGAGGCCAGGGGAGUGCUGCAGCAAGUAAAGGGCCUCCUGGAGCCUCUCACGCAAAAGAUGGGCUCUGUUGCCGCUGACUCUGAAGGGGACAGCACCAAUGGCAAUGGUUUUGCCUAUAAUGGGACAGCGGACAGCAGCGCAACAGAUGACUUGAACAACAGUGUGCGUUUCCGCAAACUGCUGUAG